Molecule: messenger RNA, 3169 nt
Organism: Momordica charantia (bitter melon)
Lineage: Eukaryota; Viridiplantae; Streptophyta; Magnoliopsida; Cucurbitales; Cucurbitaceae
Product: Pentatricopeptide repeat (PPR) superfamily protein
Molecular function (GO): mRNA binding; protein binding
Source: RefSeq, a predicted model, not a curated record
CUUCGUGUUCUUCCAUAAACCCAGAACGAUGCUUUCUUUGGAGCAGAAAUAAUGGCCGAUUAUGCGGAAGCUAUUCGUGCUAUGAGGCUGCGGAUUCGAAUACAACGGCAGCUUCCUUUUCGAUUCCUCGGUUCCGUUGUGCCGGCAAAUGCCCAGGUACUUUCCGACCUCCGUUGCUCACCAAUUUUACUGUCUACUUCAUCGGAAGUCGCUUCACGUAUCUCGGAGCCUCCAAUGGAAGCUCCGAGACGAAUUGAAGCUGACGCAACCGGAUUUGGUUGAACGAAUCUCCCGCAUCCUAGUCCUUCGACGAUUCGAUGCCCUCGUGAAGCUGUCCUUCAGCUUCUCCGACGAGUUGCUGGAUUUAGUCCUCCGUAAUCUCAGACUAAAUCCGUAUGCUUGCUUAGAGUUCUUCAAAUUGGCCUCUAAACAACAAAAGUUCAGACCGAAUAUCAAUUCCUAUUGCAAGAUUGUUCACAUAUUAUCAGGGGCCCGAAUGUACAAGGAGGCUAGGGCGUACUUGAAUGAACUUGCGGUUCUAUGCAAGAACAAUUACACCGCAUGUGUAGUAUGGGAUGAGCUUGUAAGGGUUUAUAGAGAAUUUGCAUUUUCUCCUAUAGUUUUUGAUAUGAUUUUGAAGGUUUACGCGGAGAAGGGAAUGACAAAAUUUGCACUGCGUGUGUUCGACGAUAUGGGGAAGUAUGGUUGUGCUCCAUGUUUAAGGUCUUGCAAUAGUUUGUUGAGUAAUUUGGUAAACAAUGGAGAAACAUUCAAGGCUCUGCUUGUUUACGAACAAAUGAUUGCAUUAGGUGUUAUUCCCGAUGUCUUUAGUUAUUCAAUACUGGUGAAUGCAUAUUGCAAGGAGGGAAGAGUGGAUGAAGCCUUCGACUUUGUGAAAGAAGUGGAGAGGUCAUGUUCUGAACCGAAUGUAGUAACUUACAAUACUUUGAUUGAUGGGUAUGUUAGUCUAGGAGAUAUUUUUGGGGCAAAAAAAGUAUUGGAGUUGAUGUCUGAAAAGGGCAUCUCUGAGAAUUCCAUAACUUAUACUUUGUUGAUAAAAGGUUAUUGCAAGAGAGGUCAGAUGGAGCAGGCUGAGAAGCUAAUGAGGUACAUGGAGGAGAAAAAUUUGUUUGUGGACGAGCAUGUUUAUGGAGUGUUAAUGCAUGCAUAUUGCAGUGCUGGCAGAAUAGAUGACGCCCUCAGACUAAGGGAUGUGAUGCUGAAAGCAGGAUUAAACAUGAAUACUGUAAUUUGCAACUCACUUAUUAAUGGGUAUUGUAAGCUUGGUCAUGUUCAAAAAGCAGCAGAAGUGUUGGUUAGUAUGGAAGAUUGGAACCUUAGACCAGAUUCUUAUAGCUAUAACACUCUUCUCGAUGGGUUUUGUAGACAAGAAGAUUUCAAUGAAGCCUUCAAGCUUUGUAAUGAAAUGGACAAAAAUGGAGUUAAUUUGACUGUUGUGACUUACAAUAUCCUCCUCAAGAGUUUUUGCCAUGUUGGUUACGUUGACCAUGCCCUACAGAUUUGGAAUUUAAUGCAGAAAAGAGGUGUGGCAGCUGAUGAGGUUAGCUAUUGUACACUUUUAGAUGCAUUUUUUAAAGUAGGUGCUUUUGAUAGAGCUAUGAUGAUAUGGAGAGAUGUAUUGUCGAGGGGUUUUACAAAGAGUACAACUCUUUAUAAUACCAUGAUUAAUGGCUUUUGUAAGUUGGGGAAAUUGGUGCAAGCACAAGAGACUUUUCUUAAGAUGAAGGAACUAGGCUGUCAACCCGAUGAAAUAACAUAUAGAACUUUAAUUGAUGGAUAUUGUAAAGUUGGAAAUAUGGUAGAAGCUUUUAAAUUUAAGGACUUGGUUGAAAGGGAGGGGAUCAGUGCUUCCACUGGAAUGUACAAUUCUCUGAUUACUGGUGUUUUCAGAUCUGAAGAAUUACCCAAAUUGAUUGGUCUUCUUGCUGAGAUGGGGAGCCGUGAACUAUCCCCGAAUGUUGUAACUUAUGGCUCUCUUAUAGCUGGUUGGUGUGAUAAAGGGAUGAUGAACAAAGCAUAUAGUGCAUAUUUUGAGAUGAUUGGCAAAGGGAUUGCACCUAAUAUCAUUAUAGGCAGCAAAAUUGUCAGUAGUCUGAACCGACUCGGUAAGAUUGAUGAAGCAAGUCUGCUAUUGCAUAAAAUGGCAGAUAUCGAUCCUAUUGUAGAUUGUGUAUGUUCUGCUAAACUUCCCAAGUCGGGUUCAACACACCUUGAAACUCAGAAAAUUGCGGAUUCUUUUGGUCAAAGGGCCACGAGCAUCCCUCUGUCAAACAAUAUCGUCUAUAAUGUUGCAAUUGCAGGGCUGUGCAAGUCUAAGAAGGUUGAUGAUGUCAGAAGAAUCUUGUCAGAUCUGUUACUUAGAGGCUUUCGUCCUGAUAAUUACACGUUCUGUUCCCUAAUUCAUGCAUGUUCUGCUGCUGGUAAAGUCAAUGAAGCCUUCUGUUUAAGAGAUGACAUGAUAAAGGCAGGUCUUGUUCCGAAUAUUGCCGUGUACAAUGCUCUUAUAAAUGGUUUAUGCAAGUCCGGGAAUCUCGACCGAGCUCAAAGACUAUUCCAUAAGCUGCACCGGAAGGGUUUAUCACCCACUGUUGUUACAUACAAUACUCUGAUUGAUGGAUAUUGUAAGGCUGGUAGAACAAUUGAGGCUUUUAAACUGAAGGAUAGAAUGACAAAAGAAGGCAUUUCUCCCUCCUCUGUUACCUAUUCUACCUUGAUACAUGGGCUUUAUAAGCGAGGAGAUGUUGAACAAUCCGCGGGGCUUUUGAAUGAAAUGAUCAAGACAUGUAAAGACUCAAGUGUAACGGAUCCACUUGUGGUUCGAGUUUACGUCAAAUGGAGAGACAAGCAGAAGACAUCUGAACCGAACUGCUGAACUGAAGUCCAGCCCUUGCUGCUGCGUCGAGCUCGACUCGAUUAUUCAGCCCUGCGGGUCAAGUUCCAACGCUUAUUUCAAGCUGGUAUUCAUGAUGGAAAAGUAAGAAAUCUUUCUAACUCGCUAUAACUCACUAACCUCAUACUAUUUGAAGAGAUUUUGACAGUUUACAAAGCAAGAACAUGUUCUUUUGAUGUUUUCUUGUUUCAAGCUUGUUUACAAUGUUAUUCUUUUGAUUUUGUCAUUAUAGAUGGCAAUAAAAGCACAUUCUUUUUA